AUGCGUCAUGACACCAUUCGAGCCUUUAUGAUCUCUGGAAAUGUACAAUUCAGCAGCGAAGUAGAGCCAGUUUUAGGAACUUGGAUUGUGCUGUCGCUCACCGUAAUCUUGACUGAGUUAAAGAAACAAAUAAUCACUCAUCUAAGUGACCUGAAAGCAGAAUUCAUCAGAUACUUCCUAGAUAUAGAUGAGAAGCGUGAGGCCUGGAAGUUCAUCAGGAACCCAUUUCAAUAUGAGGUAGCUGAUGUUGCUGAUGAAGUCCAGGAGGAGUUCCUCAAGUUGAAGUUCAACUCCACAGGUACAGAAGACUUCAAAGAUAUGGAUUUGGAGACGUUCUGGGUCAAGACAUUUGGUCCUGAAAGAAUCAUUGUUGUAUCUCAAUAUCCAAGGAAAUUACAAGCAUAUUUGUUUUUGGCCUUUAUCAGUAGGAAUUACCUCACCACUGGGGGUCUUCGGAACAUUAGCUUUGACAGGUCAGUUUCUCUUCCUAGAACAUCACAACUCAACAACGACUCUGAACUCAGAUAG
Scylla paramamosain (green mud crab) is the source of this 528-nucleotide messenger RNA. RefSeq lists its product as uncharacterized. The transcript is spliced from 3 exons. Bases 1 to 528 code for a protein of 175 amino acids. NCBI's taxonomy places the organism in Eukaryota, Metazoa, Arthropoda, Malacostraca, Decapoda, Portunidae. The record is from RefSeq and is a predicted model, not a curated record.